This is a messenger RNA of Ornithodoros turicata, 1170 nucleotides long. RefSeq lists its product as uncharacterized. The coding region runs from base 135 to 737 and encodes 200 amino acids. The record is from RefSeq and is a predicted model, not a curated record. NCBI's taxonomy places the organism in Eukaryota, Metazoa, Arthropoda, Arachnida, Ixodida, Argasidae. The transcript has 3 exons.
AUACUAACUACGGUGGCGGCGCGCUGCGCGGGUUCGCCCGCCUGAGCCGUGCGUUCUGUUUGUGUGGUCUGCUCUCACAAGCGUCACAUUGUUGAAGGAAGUUGGAGGCGUUAUCUCUGUUUGACGUAUCCAGAAUGUCUCGAACAACCAGUUUCGCUAGCAGGAGGUUGCAAUGUAUAUGCUUAACGUUCAGUCUGUUUUUGUUAUUCGCGUUAUCUUCUUUGAGUCACUCGUCGAUGAAGUUCGAGUCGCUUGUUUCACUUCCCAGCCCGAAACAGGCAUGGGAUUACGUGGCUGAUCUAAAUCACAUGUGGACGACGAAUCCGGGACUCAUCGACUUCACGAUCCAGUCGAGCGGAGGCAGCCACCCCGUCUGGGAGUACGACGUCCUGCUCAACGAACGGCUCUCGCCCUACGGAAUCCUCGCCAGAACCGCCCACUACGUCGUCGAGCCGGCGGACGCCGCCAGUUUCCGCAUCACGACGACUGCCUCCUUCUGCAAAUUCCACCUACUAUGCGCUUCGACGAAGAGCGUCACGACCUUUGCCGCCCCGCAUGCUAGGAGCGGCGGCACACAGCUACGGGACACGUUUACGGUUUCCAUGACGCCGCUGCUGGCUUGGCUGUACGGACACGAGGCACUGCAGCUACACCACAGGGGCAUGCUGGACCGUAUUGUCGGCCAGCUGGAGAAGGGGAAGCGUGAUUCGCCAGGCAUGCCGGCCGUGCGCAUGUGACAUGGCCUGUUGCGCUUUGCAGCUUUCGGAAUCGAUGCAAGAUUUCUAAAACGUGGGGAGGUGUCCUUACAAAAGUCUGCGGGGGCUACUAAGCGGGCCUCUUCAGUUGCGGAAAUGCAGGGUUCACCCAAGUUCCUCGACGAGGGCUGGGCUGGUGACAUUAGCAGCAGUUGCGAGUUGCAGGGUGGGGCUCUUCGAGUUUCAGCUUGGAACCUGCUAGAGGGGGGUAAAAAAAAAAGAAAGAAAAAAGAAGAAGCACUUUCAGUGCAAUUUGUUUAGCUUGAAGGCCUGGGCCAUAUUGGGGAGAAGAUACAAAGAAUCAGACCUCCAAAUUGUGCUUGCUAUCUAUAAUCAUAAUCCAAAUUGCUAUUUAUAAUUAGGGCCUGACUUUUUCGGGUUUUAUUUUUGGCCAAAUUCGGGGGGUAAAUAUCGG